CCAUCUUCGAUUCGGCGCCAAAAUUUGUGGACAUUUGACGACACCACAAGUUGAAACAGCCAUGGCGACACCACGACAGCAGGAAAGAUGGGAGCGGGCACCGUUCUCGCUGCUUGAUUAUGUGCACUACGCCUACUUUGGCUUGCACAUUCCCAUCAGCUUGUUGAUGGACUUCCAGGCCAUCGUCCCCCUCAAGUACUUCCCCUCCUUUGCGCAGCGCCUUGGCACCUAUUACAACAACGAGUACAAGGACCCUCUCAUGGCCGCUGAUCCAAAGCCAACGUGGUUCAAGUCCUUCAUCUGGUGUGAGGCCGGACUGCAGCUGCCUUUCUUUGGCCUCGCCCUCUACGCAAUGCACACGGGCGGGUCCUGGAUCCGCAUCCCGGGCAUCAUCUACGGCACCCACGUCGCCACCACCGUCGUUGCCGUCCUUGCCGAGGUUCUCUGCGGUGAAUACGGAUUGUCAUGGAAGGACAAGGCGUGGCUCGCCAGCGUGUACUUGCCAUGGCUCGUCAUUCCGCUGACAUAUGUGUGGAAGCUGGCCUUUGAUCCGCAUCCAUACCGAAAGCUCAAGCAGGACUGAGCCCUGGUCCCGCGCGAGAUGGAUUCCCAACAGCGCGCUGCUGCUAAUGCCUGCUGUCGUUUUGUUCUUGCGCCUGCACCCUGCAGCCGAAACCUCAGCCGAAACCGCAGCUGUAGCUGCAGCAUGUCCCUUCUCGACUCUGCAUUAUGUCACUUCCCACCUUCGCUUGCGCCCAAACGUAUCCCUUGUGUCGUUUCAACGCACUUCUAAUGAGCAGUUACCAGCCAAGAAAGCUACAAAAAGGCA
Molecule: messenger RNA, 829 nt
Organism: Salpingoeca rosetta
Lineage: Eukaryota; Choanoflagellata; Craspedida; Salpingoecidae
Product: transmembrane protein 97
Exons: 3
Coding region: 62-583 (173 amino acids)
Cellular component (GO): endoplasmic reticulum
Source: RefSeq, a predicted model, not a curated record